AUGGAUGACGACAUGGAGGGUGGUAAUUUGGGGCCUUACCAGGACAGGCCAAGGACAUUCCCCAACAUGCGCACUAAACCUUACACACCAUUGGUCUUUCGUAUAUUCAUGAGAUUAAAUGUUCGAGUUAUUUUCGUGCUUCUACUCUUGGGCUUUGGUGCUAUUUUUUACAUUGGAGCUAGUACCUCUCCUGUCAUUGUAUUUGUGUUUUCUGUUUGCAUCAUCAGCUUUCUCUUCUCAAUAUAUCUCACCAAGUGGGUACUUAAGAAGGAUGAGGGACCUCCCGAGAUGGUUGAGAUAUCAGAUGCUAUACGUGAUGGAGCUGAAGGUUUCUUUAGGACACAGUACGGGUCUAUCUCUAGGAUGGCAUUCUUACUCGCAUUUGUGAUCCUUGUCAUAUAUCUAUUUCGUAGUACAACUCCCCAACAAGAAUCUUCUGGCUUAGGGAGGUCAACAUCUGCAUAUAUUACUGUUGCCGCUUUUCUCCUAGGGGCUCUAUGUUCUGGUAUUGCUGGUUAUGUUGGGAUGUGGGUGUCAGUACGUGCUAAUGUUCGAGUUUCAAGUGCUGCAAGACGAUCAGCCAGAGAGGCAUUGCAGAUAGCUGUUCGGGCUGGUGGUUUCUCUGCAAUAGUAGUUGUUGGUAUGGCUGUAAUUGGUGUCGCCAUCCUAUACUCCACAUUUUAUGUUUGGCUGGGGGUGGAUUCACCUGGUUCAAUGAAGGUUACUGAUUUGCCUCUUCUUCUGGUGGGAUAUGGUUUUGGAGCUUCAUUUGUUGCCCUUUUUGCUCAGUUGGGUGGUGGAAUUUACACAAAAGCAGCUGACGUUGGAGCUGACCUUGUUGGCAAAGUGGAGCAGGGGAUACCUGAAGAUGAUCCUCGUAAUCCUGCUGUCAUUGCGGAUCUGGUUGGAGACAAUGUGGGUGAUUGUGCAGCUAGAGGUGCUGAUUUGUUUGAAAGUAUUGCAGCAGAAAUUAUCAGUGCUAUGAUACUUGGAGGAACAAUGGCUCAGCGUUGCAAAAUCGAAGAUCCAUCCGGAUUCAUUUUGUUUCCUCUUGUUGUUCACUCAUUUGACCUGGUGAUAUCAUCCAUUGGAAUAAUUUCAAUACGGGGCACACGCGACACCGGUAAAUUGCUGCUAUGGAAGAUCCAAUGA
Molecule: messenger RNA, 1152 nt
Organism: Ilex paraguariensis (yerba mate)
Lineage: Eukaryota; Viridiplantae; Streptophyta; Magnoliopsida; Aquifoliales; Aquifoliaceae
Source: the annotation of a GenBank genome assembly